AUGGGACAUCCAAUUGCUACAGGACCGGGACCAGGACUUCCAGCUCCACUUAGAGCCGACGGUACAUACUUCCGAAUAGAGCUCAGAUUGGUCCCACGGCUUUGCUCCCUACGAACUGACAUUGGAAUUGACCCAACAAAGUUCCCACCGUCUUCCAAUAGAGCUGUAUAUGUUCCAGUGCCAAGAGUCCAGAACCAGAUGGAUGUAUCCAUCACUCACCAAAUGCUAACGGACCAAGCACAUCACAAGGAAAUCAUCGCAGCAAUGUUAGCAUUCAGAGAAGAGUUCUUGAUGAGAGCCGCAACCAGAGAUGGAGAACCUGACAACGAAGCCUACAAAAAGUGGUCCAAGCAACAGAUUGCCAAGACCCAAUUCCAAGCGCUCAAACAAGCACUCAUGGCCACCUACAUUGGACUACAACAAGGAAUGGAGACGCCAAACCAACAACUGGCAAAACUCAACAUGAUCCAAUACGAAGGAGGCACAAUAUAA
Messenger RNA from Cylindrotheca closterium, 492 nucleotides. The record is from the annotation of a GenBank genome assembly. Lineage: Eukaryota; Bacillariophyta; Bacillariophyceae; Bacillariales; Bacillariaceae.